Asparagus officinalis (garden asparagus) is the source of this 2868-nucleotide messenger RNA. RefSeq names its product probable alpha-glucosidase Os06g0675700. The transcript is spliced from 4 exons. NCBI's taxonomy places the organism in Eukaryota, Viridiplantae, Streptophyta, Magnoliopsida, Asparagales, Asparagaceae. The record is from RefSeq and is a predicted model, not a curated record. Gene Ontology annotation, molecular function: carbohydrate binding; hydrolase activity, hydrolyzing O-glycosyl compounds. Gene Ontology annotation, biological process: carbohydrate metabolic process. Bases 85 to 2715 code for a protein of 876 amino acids.
CAUCUGCCUAAAAUAUUUCAUAAGAGGAUAGCUAAUUGGAUUAAUCCAUAGUCAAAAGUCAAAUUCAAAAGAACAGGAGGGAGGAUGAAACCUUAUCGUCGAUUGCUCUUCUUCAUUUCUCUGUGUUUCUCCUGCUCUCUCUCUCUCUCUCAAGAUGAACCUACUGGAAAUGGCUACAAGGUGAAUUCGGUCCAUAUAGACCCCUCUGGCAAGUCAUUAGCUGCCAAGCUGCAGCUCAUCAAUAGCACGUCGGUCUACGGUCCGGACAUCCGGAAUCUCAAUCUAUUUGCAAUUUUUGAAACCUCCAAUCGUCUACGAGUCAAGAUCACAGACACAGACCAACCCAGAUGGGAAAUUCCUGCCCAGAUCAUCCCUCGAGAGUCAGAAAAUUUUCACCGUUCACUGUCAGAACGCAGCCAAGUUAUACUCCAGGAAUCUCCUCAUGUACUCUCUAUCAGUGAUUCUGACCUCAUCUUCACUCUCAAUAACAGCACGCCCUUCACCUUCACCGUCACCCGUCGCUCUGCCAAAGAUAGUGACCCACUUUUCAAUACAACAGCCCCUGGCAUUGUCUUCAAAGACCAGUACCUGGAAAUCUCAUCUUCAUUGCCCGGCAACAACAGAUCCUGGCUCUAUGGUCUCGGUGAACACACAAAGAAGCAAUUCAAACUCAAUGCAGGCGACACGUAUACAUUAUGGAAUUCUGACAUUGCUGCUUCAAACCUCGACUUGCCCCUUUACGGCUCACACCCGUUCUAUUUGGAUGUCAGACCUGGUGGGAUCUCCCACGGGGUUCUUCUACUCAACAGUAACGGCAUGGAUAUAACUUAUACAGGGACUAGUAUUAGUUAUAAGGUGAUCGGAGGGAUUUUUGACUUGUACUUCUUCUCUGGUCCCUCACCGGUGGCAGUGAUGGAUCAGUAUACAGAGCUCAUUGGACGGCCAGCUCCAAUGCCAUACUGGGCAUUUGGUUUUCACCAGUGUCGGUAUGGGUACAAGAACGUCUCGGACUUGGAAAGUGUUGUCGAUGGUUAUGCAAAGGCUGGGAUACCUCUAGAGGUCAUGUGGACAGAUAUAGACUACAUGGAUGCGUACAAAGACUUCACUCUUGAUCCAAUCAACUUCCCAGUUGACAAAAUGCUAGCAUUUGUCAAUAGGCUUCACAAUAACAGCCAGAAGUACGUAGUCAUCAUUGAUCCAGGUAUUAGUAUCAACAACUCAUACGGUACCUACUUGAGAGGCAUUGGCGAUGGCAUCUUUCUGCGAAGAAAUGGCAGCAACUAUCUCGGCAAGGUGUGGCCUGGGGAUGUCUACUUCCCAGACUUUUUCCACCCAAAUGCCUCAGAUUACUGGAAAGAAGAAAUCAAUAUCUUUCAAAAAAUUCUUCCCGUAGAUGGGUUAUGGAUCGAUAUGAACGAAAUUUCCAACUUCAUAACCUCACAGCCGCUCAACCAACUAGAUGACCCUCCUUAUAAGAUUAAACGGGCAGUUCUCGAGAAAACUGUACCCCCUUCCGCUGUUCACUACGGAAACAUAACUGAAUACGAUGCUCAUAACUUGUUUGGCCUCCUGGAAUCAAAAGCUGCUCACGAUGCGUUGACCAAUAUUACAGGUAAGAGACCAUUUGUACUUAGCCGAUCAACAUUUGUGGGUUCAGGAAAGUAUGCAGCACACUGGACUGGGGACAAUGCUGCUAACUGGGAAAACCUCGGGUACUCGAUACCGUCGAUCCUAAACUCUGGAUUGUUUGGUAUUCCGAUGGUUGGAGCCGACAUUUGUGGUUUCAGUGGCGACACCAACGAGGAACUAUGCAGGAGGUGGAUUCAGCUAGGUGCAUUCUAUCCUUUCUCGAGGGAUCACUCAGAAAUUAACUCUAUUAGACAGGAGCUCUACAUUUGGGAGUCAGUAGCCCGAUCUGCAAGAAAAGCACUCGGGCUUCGAUACCGCCUUCUCCCCUACUACUACACGCUCAUGUAUGAAGCCCGCGUCAAGGGCACGCCUAUUGCUAGGCCGCUCUUCUUCUCGUUCCCUGAUGAUUCCGAAGCUCUUGAAAUCAGUACCCAGUUUCUGAUCGGGAACGGAGUGAUGAUAUCUCCAGUGCUACAACAGGGAGCGGUGUCAGUAAGCGCCUACUUCCCCGUAGGGAAGUGGUUCAACCUCUUCAACUACUCAGACCUGGUGAUAGCUAACACCGGAGAGUACGUGAGGCUUGAUGCAGGGAGCGAGAGCAUAAAUGUUCACGUACGAGGGGGGAACAUACUGGCGAUGCAACAAGAAGCAAUGACGACGAAAGCUUCGAGGCUGACGGGCUUUGAGCUUCUAGUGGCAUUCGAUGAAGACGGCAGAGCUGACGGGGAGGUGUUUUUGGAUGAUGGGGAGGUGGUGGAGAUGGGUGGAGAGGAGGACUUGAGCCAGUGGAGCCUGGUGAGGUUCACUGGCUCGGUGGAAGCGGGGAAGGGGGUUGUGAAGGCGCAAGUUGUGAACGGCACUUACGCUGCAGACCACAAGUUUGAGGUCGACAAGUUGACAUUUCUAGGUUUAGAGACGACGAAGCCUGCCACGUUGAAGGCGAAUGCUUUGUACGUGAACGGAUUCGAAGUAAGCAAAAGCAAAGGAGUUAGCGUGAAGAGCGAGGGAGCAGGGAGGUUCGGUGUUAAGGGGUUAUCUCAACCCAUCGGAGAGAGCUUCGAGCUGGAGUUCGAAUUUACGAGCUGAGCAAUCGAUUCAAGAAAGGGAGGGCGGACCCUUCACUUAGAACCCAUGCCAACAAUUUCACGAGGAAUCGACCCAACGAUCUACCAACAAGGAUUUGUAGAUGUUGUUUUAUUCCUCUAAAUUAAGAAGGUUAAUAAAGGAAAAUCCUAACCA